Molecule: messenger RNA, 366 nt
Organism: Strongylus vulgaris
Lineage: Eukaryota; Metazoa; Nematoda; Chromadorea; Rhabditida; Strongylidae
Source: the annotation of a GenBank genome assembly
AUGGCGAAGCGUGAGCUGGAGCAGCCGAGCUGUUCCAGCGCCUCAACAGCUGGACGCAAUCCUUUGGGCGCCAGUAGCGCUAAACGCGCUCGAUUCUCUAUCGAUACACUUCUGGAUGCUCGGCCGAGUUCUCCGGAUAGUUCGGAUGUCAGUCCAUGCCCUUCGCCUGAAUUUGCUAGAACUUCAGUAACUUCAACUAAGAUGGGAACAACGACGAACGUCAGUAGGGACUCCGCUAAAGUAGCACAAAAUCCUUCAAAAGGAGACCUACUGGAUGGGAUCGAGUGCCGACUAGAAGGAGCUGAACUUUGGGAGAAAUUCUACGAGCUUGGCACAGAGAUGAUUAUUACCAAAAGUGGACGGUGA